AUGUCCGGCUUGGAAUUAGAAAUAAUUCCCUCAUUAUCACCUAAGUCGACUGCUGCUGGUCUUCUCGUCUUGCCAGUUGAGAUUCGCCACCAGAUCAUCAGACUGGUGCUCGCUGUGCCGCACCUCCCCAUCUUUUUCCAGGAUUACGGAGGUCCACUGGAGUAUCGCAUGCCCCUUAAGCCAGCUGCAUGGCUCGCACUAUUGUAUACCUGUCGGCAAUUAUUCCAUGAUGCUAGGCCAAUUUUAUACGGUGCGAAUUGCUUCACUCUCGAAGAAGUGGAAACGAGGAACCACCGGAGCAACGUUCUGGGAUUGUUCAUAAGAAGCAUUGGAUCCAAUGCAGGUUUUCUGUCCAAAUUGCGUAUCUCUUUUCCCGCUACGGAACAAGUAGAUGGCCAGCAAGGAGAAAUCCGUCUCAGAGAAGACGCAUUACGGAAUUUGGAGCUUCUUCGGAAGGAGUGCACCGGGCUAAGAACACUGGAAGCUUCUAUUUAUGGCGAGAGGCGGUACCUGAUUGAAGAAAAUCACUCCAUUUUAGAUUCUGUUGGUGAAAUUUUGAAGGAAAUCGACUCCGAGUUUCGAAAGAUCGCUUCUCUGAACACCAUCAUUGUUGAAUACUGCAGUGAACUCCCAGACCAGUCGAUCAAAAACAUCUUGGAUAGCCUGGAUUGGACUGUCAAGGGCCCCAAUCGUCAAAAAGAUGAAAUGGCGCUUUCCCUCUGGGCUUGGGGUUUAUACUUGGGUGAUUAA
Messenger RNA from Penicillium diatomitis, 750 nucleotides. RefSeq lists its product as uncharacterized. The transcript has a single exon. The record is from RefSeq and is a predicted model, not a curated record. NCBI's taxonomy places the organism in Eukaryota, Fungi, Ascomycota, Eurotiomycetes, Eurotiales, Aspergillaceae. Bases 1 to 750 code for a protein of 249 amino acids.